AUGCUACCUAUGUCUGACACUCCGUCGUAUAGCCAGAUUGCGUGUAUAGGGACUGGACUUUCAGCUAUUGCUCUGGGCGCAACUCUCCAGCGGUGGUAUGGAUUCGAGGACAUCCGCUUCUUUGACCGGCAUCCAGCCAGCGGUGGAACAUGGUACACCAAUUCUUAUCCAGGUUGUGCUUGUGAUGUUCCCAGUGCUCUCUAUAGUUAUUCCUUUGAGCUGAAUCCGAACUGGAGCAAGUCCAUGCCUUCAUUCGAGGAGAUCAAGGAGUACAGUACUAGGGUCCGAGAUAAAUAUUGCCUCUGAGAUAAGAUGAUACACUCGGUUGAAGUCACAAAGUGUAUAUGGAAAGAGGAUGCCAAUAGAUGGCUCCUCUACUUGCGCGACGUCAACAGCGGGGAAAGGAGUACUCACGAGUGUCAGAUUCUGUUCGCUGCCACUGGCCGGCUGGUUGAACCCCGUCCUUGUGAUACCGUUGGAGCAGAGACCUUUAGCGGCACCUUAUUUCAUUCCUCGCAAUGGAGGCAUGAUGUCAGAUUGAGGGGUCAAAACGUUAUCAUUAUCGGAAAUGGAUGCACCGCUGCUCAGAUUGUUCCCGCGAUUAUACACAAGGUGAAUUCCUUGACCCAGAUUAUCCGGUCACAACAUUGGGUGUCCCCAGCUUCGAAUUACACAUAUGGCCCGUUUAUACAAUGGGUUUUCUGUCACAUUCCGUUCGCCAUGAGGCUGCAUCGCUUGCAGCUCUUUCUUCUUGCUGAGAAAGACUUCCGCCUUUUUCCAAUGACCAAGGCCGCAGCAAGAUUGAGGAAGCGACGUAGCUCCCAGGUUGAGCAUUACAUGCGAGCAACUGCGCCAGACAAGUACCACAAUGUAUUAGUUCCUGACUAUGAGAUCGGCUGUAAGCGGCGUAUAUUUGAUUGCGGCUAUCUGGCCUCUCUGAAUGAGGAAAGCUUCAUCCUGACUGACACAAAUAUCGAGAGAAUUAUUCCAGAGGGCAUCAAAACUGACCAUGGUGUUAUUCCAGCUGAUAUCAUCAUCCUAGCAACAGGCUUCAAGACCAACCAGUUUCUUUCUUACAUGGAGGUCAUCGGCCGCGGUGGCAAGAGUGUCACCCAACACUGGGAUCAAUAUGGGGGGCCUGGGGCGUAUAAUACUUCCCCAAGUGCCCUGUCCGAAAGAGCUAAUACAGAAUCACCCAACAGCUCCGUCAACUAUGCCCUUCGUAUCUUGAAGCCUAUAUUGCAAGGUCGUGUUUUGGCCGUGGAGAUCAAAGAAGAGGCGGAGCAAACUUAUAUUCACGAGGUUCAGAAGGCAUUGGCCAAGCGAGUCUGGAAUGCAGGAUGCGCAUCAACAGGGCUUAUUCGAUAUUUAGUGGUAUAUCAACGAGAAGAAGUGGAAUUCCAUGGCUUAUCCUUGGAGCCAGGCUCACUUUUGGUGGCGCAGUUUGUUUCCCACGUGGUCGGACUGGAACCUCAAGACAGCGAAGUCUCCCAAACACAAUGGAUUUUGGGUGCAGAUAUUUCUCCUCCUUUUGCUUGGCUGUGCUCUGCUGGGUGCUCUCGAAUAUCAGACCCCAAGGAUGAGGAAGCAUUUAGGGCAGUGAUAAAUGGUUGUUUUUCCGAAUUGUGCUUGAGGAAGCCCAGAAGUUGUUUCAAGGUGACUGUUGUCAACGUAGACAGAUUGUUGCAAGGAAACAGCGGAGGUGGAAUCAUCCAUCUGAGCGGAGCCUAG
Messenger RNA from Aspergillus niger, 1731 nucleotides. RefSeq lists its product as uncharacterized. The record is from RefSeq and is a predicted model, not a curated record. The annotation marks the transcript as partial. The transcript is spliced from 7 exons. NCBI's taxonomy places the organism in Eukaryota, Fungi, Ascomycota, Eurotiomycetes, Eurotiales, Aspergillaceae.